AAGCCCACCUGGUUCUGCUGGGUGCAGCCCGUUCCAUUCCUUCGGAUCCCCUCUGCACAUCCCCCAGGGAAGGGAGAGCAUCAGUUCGUGCCCCGGACUCAGCCGAGGAGGGCCGCGCCCCCUGCGGCCCGCUCAGGAAUGGGGGUGUGGGGAGCAGCGGCUACAACCCUCGGCUGGAACCCGUGAGGACCAGUCGUCCAGCAUGCUCUGCUCACCGCAUCCCGAGGGGCACUGACCAUGAGCCUCAACUCCUCCCUCAGCUACAGGAAGGAACUGAGCAACCUCACUGCAACAGAGGGUGGCGAAGGGGGUGCCGUCUCUGAGUUCAUCGCCAUCAUCAUCAUCACUGUCCUCGUCUGCCUGGGCAACCUGGUCAUUGUAGUCACCUUGUACAAGAAGUCCUACCUCCUCACCCUAAGCAACAAGUUCGUCUUCAGCCUGACCUUGUCCAACUUCCUGUUGUCGGUGCUGGUGCUGCCGUUUGUGGUGACUAGCUCCAUCCGGAGGGAAUGGAUCUUCGGCGUGGUUUGGUGCAACUUCUCUGCCCUUCUCUACCUGCUGAUCAGCUCAGCCAGCAUGCUCACCCUUGGGGUCAUUGCCAUCGAUCGCUACUACGCUGUCCUGUAUCCAAUGGUGUACCCCAUGAAGAUCACAGGGAACCGAGCUGUGAUGGCUCUCGUCUACAUCUGGCUCCACUCUCUCAUUGGCUGUCUGCCGCCCCUAUUUGGUUGGUCAUCGGUGGAGUUUGAUGAGUUCAAGUGGAUGUGUGUGGCCGCGUGGCACCAGGAACCCGGCUACACCAUUUUCUGGCAGAUCUGGUGUGCCCUGUUCCCCUUCCUCAUCAUGCUAGUAUGCUACGGUUUCAUCUUCCGGGUGGCCAGGGUCAAGGCCCGAAAGGUGCACUGUGGCACGGUGGUCACUGUGGAGGAGGACUCUCAGAGGAGUGGGAGGAAGAAUUCUAGUACCUCCACUUCCUCCUCCGGCAGUAGGAGGAAUGCCCUUCAAGGAGUGGUCUAUUCAGCUAACCAGUGCAAAGCCCUCAUCACCAUCCUGGUGGUCAUUGGCGCCUUCAUGGUCACCUGGGGCCCCUACAUGGUUGUCAUUACCUCAGAGGCACUCUGGGGGAAGAACUGUGUCUCCCCAACUCUGGAGACUUGGGCCACAUGGCUGUCCUUUACCAGUGCCAUCUGCCACCCUCUGAUCUACGGACUCUGGAACAAGACUGUGCGCAAGGAGCUCCUGGGCAUGUGCUUUGGGGACCGUUAUUACCGGGAAUCCUUUGUGCAGCGACAGAGGACCUCCAGGCUCUUCAGCAUUUCCAACAGGAUUACAGACUUGGGUCUGUCCCCACACCUCACGGCGCUCAUGGCAGGCGGACAGUCCCUGGGACACAGCAGCAGCACCGGAGACACAGGCUUCAGCUACUCUCAGGAUUCAGGGACGGAUGUGAUGCUGUUGGAAGACGGCACUUCUGAGGACAACCCUCCCCAGCACUGCACUUGCCCACCCAAGAGGAGGAGCUCCGUGACAUUUGAGGACGAAGUGGAACAGAUCAAAGAGGCUGCCAAGAACUCUCUUCUUCAUGUGAAAGCUGAAGUACACAAAUCCUUGGACAGUUACGCAGCCAGCUUGGCUAAAGCCAUUGAGGCUGAAGCCAAAAUCAACUUAUUUGGGGAGGAGGCUCUGCCAGGGGUCUUGUUCACAGCACGGACCGUCCCAGGGGCUAGCUUUGGGGGUCGUCGAGGCAGCAGAACUCUUGUGAAUCAGAGGCUGCAUCUACAGAGCAUCAAAGAAGGGAAUGUCUUAGCUGCAGAACAGAGAUGAAGGCUUCAGAGGGCAGUGGGGCCGCAGCAGAGCUACUGGUACUGGUGCCUGUGCCAAAACCCUGGAACAUGUCACCACUCAGAGAGGGCCAGACACCGGGAAGGAAACAUCUGGUAUGCAGCCAGGAGAAUUGAAAGUACUGUCUCCAGUCUCUGACUUCAGUUGUCUUCUGUAAAGCACAUGUGGGCUGCUUCAGGGCUCCUGGGAUGGAACGAGGCUUCCAAAGCACACAUUAGAAGCAGAUGGAGAUGUGGCUGGGGCUUCAGGAGGACUAGAGAUGGUGGAUGUGAAAGGGAAGCCACCAUGUGGCUCUUGUCUUCAAUGGUAUCCAGCUGCUUCAGCUGUCCCUGGUCUCAGUGAGGCCUCUCGAGGCAAUCCCUACUCCGUGCCCCUCAUGGGGACAGAAUGGCUCCCCCUAGCACUGUCAGACCAUCUGGGGGCUCUGAUCCAGGCAGCGUGGGACCACAAGUACUAGACUAAAUGCAAAAACAGUCCAGAGAGCUCCUGAGUAGAGCACCCUACAUAGACACCCCAUAUCUACUGCCCUAGUUAGGACUUGCUCUUGGGUAGCACUUGCUGCCGGCCAAUAAACAGCCCACAGGCCACCCAAGAUGUGGCCACCCCACCCACUUCCUUGUUGACAGAUUUUUAUUAUUACUAUUAUUUGAAAAGAAGGGAGAAACCACUAUAAAAGAAAGGGCGAAUACCAAGCACUUCAUUUCCAGAAUAAUAAAACCAGGAGGUUAAGGCACAUCACUAAGCCUGGGACUUGAGGUCAUGUGCAGAUGAGGGGAACUUGGGGGGAGAUAUAGGAGAUGCUUGAGUGACUGGCAAACAUAGUUGGCCUCACUUUCCAGAGGCAAUUGUGACUGUCAUAGCAAGUUUGGGGCUGGCUCAAGGUAGAAAGGGCACUGGACCCGAGUUCAUAGCCUGGGUUCUUGACCCAGCUUGGCUUUUGUCUGCACGUCACCUGGAACAUCCUGUCCCGUCACUAGGCCAUGUGGAGAAAAGAAAGGUGUGGGAGUGGGAACAAGUAGCCUCCAAGGUAAUUCCAGCUCUGACCUUUGAUGGCUUCUGAAUCUGUAAUUUAAGAGAUGGAGCCAAACUGAACAUGACUGGCGGGUGACCCAGGAUCUGUAUACUUUUGAGGGUGUGCCCAGUGAGUACAGGAAGAGCACCUGCAUGCUCUGGCCCUCACGUCUGUCUUUGUGUUGUUUGGCUGUCUAGGGCAGUCCUAACUGCCGACUACUGAGCCGUGGGUAUGAAGAGGGUGCCACAGCUGAGGCAGAUGUGGGACAGUGGGUGGGGUUUGUUGGCUUGGAUUGCUCUUGCUCUUUGAGCUAGAACAAGUUUGGGCUUUGAGUGCUUGCUGUGGGGGGGUCUGUAAGAUGAUCUUUUCUGCUGCUCUUAAGCCUGGCUGCUUUAGAUAAGCGAUGAGCAGGGCUGUCCACCACACAGAGCAGAGGAAGUCUUAAGACCUUGCCAUAUCUGCCACGAGGCAGCCAAUUGAGUGGUUUACUUUUCAAGUGUUUCCUGUGGGCUGCCUGGCUUCUGGUGUGACAGUGCCUUGCCUGUGGUUCCUGAGGCUUGGCUUGAGCCUUUGGGUGCUUGAUUUUGUCACCUACUCCAGGUCACCGGUGCAGGGGAGUGGCAGGGAGGACGGGUCCUGCAUCCCUUGCAGCGCCUGUCUUCUCUGUGUAUUUUGUUCUCCUUUUCUAGUACUUGCCCGGUGUCUGGAGGGUCCCUUUUCCCAAUUACCCAGUAUGCACCGAAGUGGAACACGCCCCCUAGGUACGGGUUGUCAGUUGGUACAAUGGAUUGGCUUAAGACUCAAAGGGUAGAGAGCUCUUUUCUGACUGCCCUGGGCUAGCCUUUAUGGAAAGGAUGCUGAGGCCUCUGAACCCUAUUGGUUGACCCCAGGAGUCUCCAGUAUUCAAGAAGUGAUCCCUUUUAAAGGAUUUGAAGCCUACUCAUCUGCCUAACACUGUGGAUCUGUCAGCACCUCACCGGAGUAUUCCGGCUAGGGUGCUAUGGUUGAGCCAAUGAAGCAGGUGACCAUCUGGACUGUGUCUUGGGGGGAUUUUUAGGGGCCAGAACCAUGGUUUUGCAUAUUCAGGGAUUCUGGUUUGCCCAAGUGAGCUAGAGAGAAGUGGGGUGGGGAGAGAGGGAGAGGUCAUUCCAUGUAGUCUCUUUUGUCCUCUCUGGAGGAUACCUGCCUUUUGUGCAGAAGCCCACCAUCCCAAUUAAGCCCUGGCAAUGUAAUGGCAAAACCUGCUGCAAACUUCUGUGUAGUGGCAGGCCCGAGGCCUUCCCAGGGGAACCAUAGGUGGGGGUAGGUGGGACAUGUGGCCACUUGUUUUGCUUUAAAUACCUCAGUCCUUCUGACUCUGACAGGAUCACUUGUAGGGCCGUGGCCCAUCUCUGCUGCUGCUUUACCAAGAUUUUGCCCUUGUCUUGGUUCCUGUGCUGUGUUCCAGAUGCCAGCCGUGUGACCUGUUGCAUCCGAGAAGGCACUGGGUCCAGCACUGUAGUGUAUACAGCUCAGCACCUUGCUUUUCCCUGACCAGACAACCCAAAUGGGAGGUUCAAGACCUUAGACAUUAGAUGGCAGCAGUAUUGUUGUGGAGAGGAAAAAAAAAAAAAAACACAAAAACAAAACAUGGUGGCUUGUUCCUCUGAGCUCUGCCAUGACUACAAGUCCCUAGCCUUGUAGCUGAUUCUUAUCAUAUAUAUAGAUAUGCAUGCAACCCCUGUUGGAGUUCACAGGAACUAUCUGUACUGGGCUGUGUGAUCUUAAAUCACUGCACCAUGGCCCAUUGGUGCUAAUGUUUGUAAUUUCUCAUUUGUAUAACUGAUCCCAUCUUUCAACCAAGAAUUCAACCUUCACCCCCAGGACAAACUCAGUAUAAGCAACAGACCACUGUAGUUUGGAACUAGACAAGAGGCAGAAAAUAAUGUUGAUACAGUGAGAGAGCUUGCUGGUCUGUUGAGAUGGAGUGCUUUUUCAAAUGGACAAUGUGCUCCUUAGCCUUGCAGAUUAGAGAGACAUUCCUCAAUGGAUCAUGAGAUGAACUCAGGAUACAUGUCCAGCCUCAUUUCAUACCUCCAGCCUGUGUGGAAGGAAUAAUGAGGGUGAUGUGGCUGAACAAGAGGGGGCCAAGAACAGGCAUGUAUUAGGUCUCACUGUGUGCCUCACUUAAAAAACGGCUAAGAGCCCAUUAGGUGCUAGGCACUAAUUGAAGUUUUCAAAUGCACCAUCUCCCUUUGCUUCAGGCAGAAGGGAUACAGUAGGGAUGCUGCUGGUGUGUGAUGACUGUGAGUUAAGAUUUCAGGUUGCCAAUUAACUGGCUAGGCGUUCGGGGGCAAAUUACUCUUGCAUCUGUAAAAUGAAGUUUUGUAAUCUAUAUAUAGGGACACAGAAUCCAAGGAUACUGCCUGCAUAGGGUGCUUGGCAGACUACAGAAAUGCUCAUGGUGCAUCCAGCACAGGACAUAGACCUGAGACACUGGCCUUGCUUCUCAGUGUAUCUGAUGGGGCCAACUCCUUCCUGUUUUACAAGGAUCUCUUAAUACCGGAACCUUCAAAAGACAUGUUAUCCAAUUCAGGAUACUUAAUCUUGUUGAGGGUUGUUGCCUGGGAACUUAGUUCCUAUUCAGUACAAAAGGGCUUAAUGGAAAUGAAGGAAUUCUGACAAGAAGCAGACAAUAGAGAGGAUGUUGGAAAAGCUGAGUAGGAUCUGGAAUGCAAGAGGUUAGUAGGAACAGAAACGGGCAGGCUUCAUUCCCCACGAAUGGCCUGAUUGCACACAAAACAAGUAUUUCUACAUUACCCUGAAUUAAAGAUGAUCUGUAGAAUCCCAAAGGACAUCAAUUCAACACUGACCUUCCUUAUACCCAGAAAGAACAUCCUACCCCACCCCAAUGCCGUUAGGUGCUGAGGACUGCUCUGUCCAGCAGUGACAAGUGUCUGGCUCCCAGUUCCCAGAGCUCUUGUCUUCCAAGCCCUGAUGGAAGAUUUAGAGGAGGGAUAGGUGUCCAUGCCAUUCCCCUGAGUGUUCAGAACCAGAGAAAGCCUGGGGAUGAAGGAAGGGAGUUAUGACAUGAACCACAGGACCAUGGUUGUGACCAGCCAUGAAUGGCUACAAGGAGGGACAGGCAGGUACUGUUCUGUGGGUUAGGGGUAGAGACAAUGAGGAUCCAGGAAGGCCAUAGAAAACCUGUGUCUCAAAACGAGAUCAGGGCCAAAUCACUUCGUCUUGGUCAUGAGGCUGAGAGAAGAUCAAGCCUGUAGCCCAAGGAAUAGGUUAAAGGUCAUCCUUAGCAGAGUGGGCCAGCUGGGUUUUAUUAAAUAAGAAGAAACAAGGGGCUCCAGACCCCGGCUCCCCAGAAAGUCCCAAUGUCAGGUGAUCAUCUGUUGGAAAGAAUUCAAAGCACAAACGCUGAUCUGCACAUGAUUGCCACAAGCACAGUUCUGCUCAUUGUCAAUUGCAUUUAUUUAAAAAUGAAUUUUUAAAAGCAGUAUUCAUGGCUUAGGAGACAGCAGUCACUUCUGGUUUUCCUUUUGACACUAUUUGAAACACCAAAAAAAAAAAAAAAAAAUCACAGAUGAGCCAGUUCUUCCCAAAGACCAUGCUAAGUGUGGUAGAAAGCCUGUAUGCCUAGGAAUGGAUCUGUUGGUGGUAUAGGCAUGCUUACAAAUGUCCUGUAUUCUGUUCUGAUGAUGAUGUAUACCUGAAAGAAGACAUGGUUAGAAACCAAACUUCAAAAUUAAAAGCCCAACCUAAUCCUGAAAUAUAUUUAACUUGAAGUUUUGGAUGGUGUUUUUGAGGAUAAAAUUGUCUGGGUUAUUAUAUGUAAAUCAGUAUUUAUGAAUAAGUAAAAGUGUGUUUAGACUAGUUUUGUUUACCUGAUUAAAUGUUUUUGGAAUGUG
Mus caroli (Ryukyu mouse) is the source of this 6753-nucleotide messenger RNA. It is a transcript of the gene Gpr161, whose product is annotated as G protein-coupled receptor 161. Gene Ontology annotation, biological process: G protein-coupled receptor signaling pathway. Gene Ontology annotation, molecular function: G protein-coupled receptor activity. Lineage: Eukaryota; Metazoa; Chordata; Mammalia; Rodentia; Muridae. The record is from RefSeq and is a predicted model, not a curated record. Gene Ontology annotation, cellular component: recycling endosome; plasma membrane.